UAUAACAGAAGAGUAGGCGCCACGCAAGGGCGCAAAUUUCCCCUCGCGAACACUGUGGAACCCUCUCUUCUCCAUCCUAAUCUCUACGAAUUGCUCCGAAUCUCCGUGACGAAUCCUCGCAACGGAGUAGUAAUUUGGCUGUGUCAAUUUUUCGUCUCCGAGCGAGUCGAACGAGGAAGGAACCCUAAUUCAUGCGAUUUGCUCGAUUUCGCCUUGGUUUUUGAUUGGUUUUCGUCUCCGAUGAGACCCAUAAGAUUGCCGGAGCCCCCGAGCGGCGCCGUGGGGAUGCCGGAGAUCUUCGAGGGCGGCGUUAAUGUCAUAAGAAGAGCCGUCGUGAUCGGGAAUGGCUUCGCCGGAGCCGAGAACCAGUGCUUCGGAUUGGUUCGUGCCCUAGGGCUCGCGGAUAAGCAAACGAUAUACCGUGUUACUAGACCGAGAGGAGGGAUCAAUGAGUAUCUCCAUUGGCUCCCAGUGUCUCUCCACAAAAUAGUAGACAUUCUGAUCAGACAGAUAUUUGGCAACUCUAGAUUUGGGACGGUGCUUCAUGGGAAGAAAUUGGUGCCGUUUCCUAUUCGAAAUGGUGGAAAUGUCGGUUUGUCAUCCAUCUUAGAAGCCGAUGCCAAAAAGAUUGCGGCCAUUGCUCGUGAAACUUUUGAUAAGGAAGGCCCCACCUUAGUAGUUGCUUGUGGUAGGGAUACCAUCUCAUUAGCGAGUUCAGUAAGACGUUUAGCUUUGGAAAAUGUCUUUGUCGUUCAGAUACAGCAUCCUAGGUCGCGUCUCGACAGAUUUGACUUGGUAGUGACUCCCCGCCAUGAUUACUAUGCUCUGACCGCCAGUGGACAGCAAGAGAUCCCUCGAUUUUUCCGUAGAUGGGUAACUCCACGAGAACCACCGGGCAGGAAUGUGGUUCUUACUGUAGGAGCACUACAUCAGGCUGAUUCUGCUGCACUCCGUAUUGCUGCUAAUGCAUGGCAUGAUGAGUUGGCCCCUCUCCCAAAGCCGUUACUAGUUAUAAACAUUGGAGGACCUACAAGGAAUUGUAGAUAUGGUGCAGACCUUGCCAAACAGUUGGUUAUCUCACUACACAAUGUGCUAACAACCUGUGGAAGUGUGAGAAUUUCAUUCUCUAGGAGGACUCCGCAAAAGGUGUCUGAUAUAAUAGUGAAAGAACUUGGUAGUCAUCCCAAGAUUUAUAUUUGGGAUGGAAGAGAUCCUAAUCCUCACAUGGGGCAUCUUGCGUGGGCUGAUGCAUUCAUUAUAACUGCAGAUUCUAUCAGUAUGUUGAGCGAGGCUUGCAGCACGGGGAAACCUGUUUAUGUGAUCGGAACUGAACAUUGCAAGUGGAAAUUCUCGGCCUUUCACAAGACUCUACGCGACCGAGGGGUAGUCCGUCCAUUCACCGGUUUGGAGGAUAUUUCAAAUAGCUGGAGCUACCCUCCCCUGAAUGACGCAGCUGAAGCUGCUAUACGGGUUCGUGAAUUACUCGCAGAACGAGGAUGGUCGCUGGGACGCUAAUAGUCGAAAACAGAAACUUAAGAUGAGAUGAGAAAAACUGUUUUUUUUCUUUUUUUUUCUUUUUUUUUUUUCCCCAGGGUGUGGAGAUUAGGUCCUAUACCUUUUUUGAGUUUCUAAUAUAAAUUUGUAUUCAGGUUGUAUUGUUUUUGAGAUGCAAAAAAUAGUAUGGUUUGAUGCCAAGUUUUGAUUGGCUAAAUACGGAUUUUUAGUUGAAUUUUUGUAAUUACUCAAAAUUUACUUCACCUUGCAGGCGAAAGUGAAACUGUAGUAACAAUUUUGCUUUUGAGUUAUGAUCGACUAUGCAGGUUUUCAGUUUA
Messenger RNA from Ananas comosus (pineapple), 1832 nucleotides. RefSeq names its product mitochondrial fission protein ELM1. The transcript has 11 exons. Lineage: Eukaryota; Viridiplantae; Streptophyta; Magnoliopsida; Poales; Bromeliaceae. Bases 241 to 1515 code for a protein of 424 amino acids. The record is from RefSeq and is a predicted model, not a curated record.